Apis laboriosa (Himalayan honeybee) is the source of this 3540-nucleotide messenger RNA. RefSeq lists its product as uncharacterized. The record is from RefSeq and is a predicted model, not a curated record. The transcript has a single exon. Lineage: Eukaryota; Metazoa; Arthropoda; Insecta; Hymenoptera; Apidae. The annotation marks the transcript as partial.
CAGCAACCCCGGCAGCCAAGCGAGCGACAGAAUCGCGCAAAUCUUCGUGAGAGAUUCUCGGCUUCGGCGCGACGUAACGCGGUUGAAAAGUACUACGAUUGCCUGCAAUGUGCCGAGCAGUGCCGCCACGUGACCACUGUUGUCGUCAACAACAAUAAUCCCGGCGUGAACGCGAACAAUAAUAAUAACUUGAAGCUGGUCAAGACCGCGAAGGGGAACAAUCUGAUUCUGAAGGAGAACUAUAGAGCGGCAAAUAACGCCAUAAACUCGUCAUCGUUGAAGGAGAAUGCGAAAAUUUUGGCUCGUCUGGACGAGGGAAGAGUUUCGAAGAAUCCCAAGAGUGGUGGUAACAAUCUAGUGGCAGUGAGACCAACCGUGAAAAGCCAACCGUUACCUCUAACCCCGGCCAAAAAGAGAUCGUCCCUGGCUCGUCCCGUUCGUGUCCACGAUUCCUUCGCUCAGCCGAGAAAGUUGUUGCCUAUGAAUUACGCCUUCCAGACGUUGCAGAAGUCUGGCAACGAGUCUACAUAUGAAGAGGACGAGUACAAGGAGAGCGGUUGGCCGAUUCGGCUGAGGCUCGAGCAGAUGCUCGAGCUCACCUUGCCGCAGACCAAGAAGAGGACGAAGAAGAAGACGCCAAUGAUGCUGAUGAAGCAGCAGCAGGCCAAUAAGCACGCGUGCAAGGACACGGAGAGGCUGCUGCGCGUAUUCAGCGUGAACAAUGUGGACCAAGAUACUAGGUACAACGUCACACGGUGUUCCGUCAUGUAGAAACUCGCGUAGAUGAUUAUGUUCGUUCGUUGGAGAUUGGUUAUUGAAGAAGAUCUUUUUCUUUUUCUUUUUCUUUUUUUUUCUUUUGGAGAAUCGAGGCAUUGCAGCGCCAUCUGAACUUUUUUUCAGGAAACAUUAGACGCUAUUUAAGAUGUAUAAUUGGCUCGAGUUAGAGAGGUAAUUUUGUAAUAUGGGCCACGAUAUAGCGAGAUUGUAAAAAUACAGGAGGACAUUUUAAGGGAUAUAUAUAAUUUAAAAUUUAAUUAAUUUAAAAUUGUUCGUGUUUUUAAAGUAUUUCAUUGUUCAAGCAAUAAUAAAAAUAAAUAUUAACUUCACUAUUUUUAUUACUAGAAAGGAAAAGGAAGAAAAGUUGUGAUGUAAAUAUAAAUUUUAAUUUCAAUGCAUAUACAUCCUGUAUAUAGAGUACACUGAUUUUUGCAUUAAAGUUUUUUUUUUUUUAUCAAAGUUAGCUUUAUAUUUCUAUCCAAAACAUUUAAUUAUUUAAUAUACUAAUAAAUUUUACCUUGCUAUAUCCUAGCUCAUAUUACAUACGUUUUGGAAAAAUGAACCAUGCCAGACUUUUUUUUUUUUUUUUUAGAAAUCGAAAUGUCGAGCACCUCUUGUUCGAAAUUAAAAUUAGAAUCAAUUUUUCGAAACGGAAACUGUGUAACUUCGCACCCAAUCACGCUACAUUUUUACCAGUAAAUAAGAAAGCUCUUCGUUCAGUGUGUGACUUGUGUCUUAGUACUAUCGAUCGCUUAUUGAGUUUGAUAAAAUCAUCCAAAAAUAGAGGAGGAUCGGUAUUUAUAUCGUUUUUAACGUAAAAUACAAUUCGCGCAAUAGAGAAAUACAUUUUCGAUGAUAUCCGAAAUGGCGAAAAGAGGAAGACUUUUUGCGUUUAUCUUACAACACAACUGUUCAUUAUUUUUAUCUUCGAUGAGAAUUUGUGAAAUGAAUUUUACGAUACGUUGAAUAUAUAUUAUUAAAGAUUAAUUUUUUGGAAAAAAAAAUUAUUGUUGUCUCGAUGGAUUACAACAAUAAGAUGGUUGAUCGAAUAUUUUAAAAAGGUCGGAUAUCAUUCAAAAUGGAUGAAUACAUUUCGAGUAAUUUGCAGAGUGUGAAAAGUAUAGAGAACCAGUAUACAAAUAGGAAUCCUCUUUUCUUGGUUAGAUCGCAGAGAUUAUCCCAAUAGUCACCCGCCUGCAUCGAGAUUAAAAAAUUCCUUUUCCAUCGCUGACAGAACACUUGGUAAAUGGUGAAACUUUCUUCGCGUCGUUCGAUAUUCCAAUCGUAUAAAAAUAUAUUCGAAUGGUUGCGUUUCGGUUCGAGGAAAAUAAUUUCGAUUCUUAUGUAUAAUCUCUCGUGAAGAACUUAGAAGAACAUCACGCCAUAACUCUGAACCGAAUUAAAAAUCGCAAUCGAAAAUUCUAAUGUCCGCAACGCUUUUGUAUUUUUCACAACUAAUUCCGUCCCCGGAGAAACAUUCAAACAAGAUGAAAUUCGCGAUUUAAUUUGUUCUAUAGAUACUUCACUGCGUGAAAAAUUCUAAAAAAAAAAAAGGAAAAAAAAAAAAAAANNAAAAAAAAAAAAAAAAGAAAAAAAAAAAGUUCUCCAUUUAUCCCAUUUAUCCCAUAUUAACGACGACACGAAUGUUUAACAAUCGUUUCGUUGUGUUUUAAUUCGAAUUAAAAUUUAUCGAAGUUUUGAAGAAGAGAAUAUAAAUUAUUGGAAUGAAACGUUAUCGCCAUUGCAUUUAUAAUGGAUGCCGAUAUUUUAUCUCGAGCGUUGACCAAUUACCGUGAUCUGCAUUUACUUGAUAUUGCAUUUAUGUGUACAGGACGUUUCUGAAGAUGCGUGACGUAGCAUUAGCGAACGUUAAUAAUAAUAGUAAUAAUAAUAAUAAUAAUAAUAUAUCGAUGCAAAUAGAAAUAGGAAUUAAGUAAAAAAGGAGAAACAGGUAAAAACACGUGAAGCGUGUUAAAGGAACAGUGGCGCCAUCAAUUUGUCGCGUAUUUCCAAAAACGCUUGUACACCAAUCUUCGUUGAGUCUGAGAGAAUAAUAUAUAUAUAAACGUUGAAGAUUUUCAUUCUAUUGUAUAACGGAGAAAUAGAGAAAAUGUUUAAAAAAAAAAAAGAAGGAUAGAUUAAAAGUAUAAUUGCUGGUAAAAAAAAAAAGAGAGAGAGAAAGAGAAAAGAGAAAUUCAGAAAAUUGUUUACUCAUUCGUUAGAUCAUUGUCGAUUAGUUGAAAAUAGAAAUCAGCAAAAUAUAUUAUUCUAUUGUAAUGAGAAAAGUGUAACGAGUGACUAUUUUUCGUGUGUUUCUCAGAGUUAUAUUCUUAACGAUACACACAACACGGAUACAAAAGUUGCAUUUUUAAAGGAUAUCUAUAAUAAUUUCGAAGUAUGUCAAAGCACCAAAAUUAUUCGAGAGAGAGAGAGAGAGAGAGAGAGAGAGCGUUUCGCCACGCGUAGAAAAGAGACACAACAAGAGAGCUCCGCGUAUACUUAUUUUUUCACUAUCCAAUACUUCAGUCGAUUUUCAUGAUGAGCUGAUCUAGUCACAGAUAUGCUUUCAGUAACGUAACGUCGUCGAGUGUGUCCUGUUCCUAGUUAGAGAGAAUCCUCCUCGAUCGUAACGAGCUCGUUCGUAAAAAAAAUUCAAAGAAAUUCUUUUUUUUCUUCUUCUUCUUCUCCUUCUUUUCUUGAAAUUUUGAAAUAAUGAAAAUUUAGAAAAAAAAAUUUUGCAAGAUUCGUAGCACUCGUUGUCAU